This is a messenger RNA of Trichoderma reesei QM6a, 267 nucleotides long. RefSeq lists its product as uncharacterized. NCBI's taxonomy places the organism in Eukaryota, Fungi, Ascomycota, Sordariomycetes, Hypocreales, Hypocreaceae. Gene Ontology annotation, cellular component: cytoplasm. The transcript has 3 exons. The annotation marks the transcript as partial. The record is from RefSeq and is a predicted model, not a curated record.
CAAGACCCAGAGAACGUGGCUCGUGGACACAAGGCUACCCUGGCCAACCCGAAGGUGUCCGACGAAGCGAAACAGCAUUCGCGCUCUGUUCUUGAUAACCAGCUUCAAGAAGAUGAGGCGACAGAGACUGCGAGGUCCAAGGGAACCGAGACUAAGCAAAAGGACCCCAGCAAUGUCGCUCGUGGUUUGAAGGCUACCCUUACAAAUGAGAGCGUGUCGGAGGAAGCAAAGGAAAACGCUAAGCAGAAGCUUCGGGAGCUGCAGUAA